This is a messenger RNA of Equus quagga, 5123 nucleotides long. RefSeq names its product zinc finger X-linked protein ZXDB. Gene Ontology annotation, biological process: regulation of transcription by RNA polymerase II. The record is from RefSeq and is a predicted model, not a curated record. The transcript has a single exon. Gene Ontology annotation, cellular component: nucleus. Lineage: Eukaryota; Metazoa; Chordata; Mammalia; Perissodactyla; Equidae. Gene Ontology annotation, molecular function: transcription coregulator activity. The coding region runs from base 49 to 2490 and encodes 813 amino acids.
GCGCCUCCUCCGCGGCUCUGGUUCCAGCCGAGCCUCGCCGACGCGGAGAUGGAAAUCCCGAGGCUGCUCCCGGCUCGCGGGACGCGACAGGGCGGCGGCGCUGGCAGCCCCGCGGGCGGCGGCCGGGUCCACGGAGGCCUUGAUCCGCGGGCUGGCCAGGCCCCCGCGCGCCGCCUCCUGCUGCUCCGUGGCCCCCAAGAUGGCGGGCCCGGGCGGCGGCGCGAGGAGGCCCGCGCAGCCUCACGGGGCCCGGGCCCGAGCCCGGUGCCGCCGAGGCCCGAUCACGCUGGCGGCGGCGGCGGCGGCGGCGGCGACGACGACGGCGGCGGCGGCGACGACUUUUUCCUGGUGCUACUGGACCCGGUGGGUGGCGACGUGGAGACCGCGGGCGCCGGCCAGGCCUCAGGGCCUGUGUGGAGGGAGGAGGCCGAGCCGGGCCCACGGCUCCAGGGGGGUGAGAGCGGCGCGAACCCCGCGGGCCACCCUGCGCCGGGCUCCCGCUGCCUGUCCUCGGUCCCGGCCCCGGCCCCGAUCCCGAUCCCCGCCCCAGGCCUGGGCCCCGCCGCGGCCUUCGCGGGCACCGUCACUAUCCACAACCAAAACCUGCUGUUGCACUUCGAGAACGGCGUCCUCACCCUGGCCACGCCCCCGCCGCCAGCCUGGGAGCCUGGGGUCGCGCCUGCCCCGCAGCCCGGGGGUCUGAUCGCCCCGCAGGCGGGGUUCCCGCAUGGCGCGCAGCCCGGCGACUGCCCCGAGCUGCCUCCUGACCUUCUGCUGGCCGAGUCGGCCGAACCCGCGCCGCCCCCGCCGCCCGAGGAGGAGGCGGAGGGCCAGGCCGCUGCCGAGAGCCCCCGCGGGCCGCUGGGCCCGGGCCCGGGCAUAGUGCUGUACCUGUGUCCCGAGGCGCAGUGCGGACAAACCUUCGCCAAGAAGCACCAGCUGAAGGUGCACCUGCUGACGCACAGCAGCAACCAGGGCCAACGGCCCUUCAAGUGCCCCCUGGGCGGCUGCGGCUGGACCUUCACCACCUCGUACAAGCUCAAGAGGCAUCUGCAGUCACACGACAAACUGCGGCCCUUCGGGUGUCCGGCGGAGGGCUGUGGCAAGAGCUUCACCACCGUGUAUAACCUCAAGGCACACAUGAAGGGCCAUGAGCAGGAGAACUCUUUCAAAUGCGAAGUGUGCGAGGAGAGCUUCCCCACGCAGGCCAAGCUCAGCGCCCACCAGCGGAGCCACUUUGAGCCGGAGAGGCCCUACCAGUGCGCGUUUUCUGGCUGCAAGAAGACAUUUAUCACCGUGAGUGCUCUGUUUUCCCAUAACCGCGCCCACUUCAGGGAGCAGGAACUCUUUUCCUGCUCCUUUCCUGGCUGCAGCAAACAGUACGACAAGGCUUGUCGGCUGAAAAUUCACCUGCGGAGCCACACUGGUGAGAGACCUUUCCUUUGUGACUUUGACGGCUGUGGCUGGAACUUCACUAGCAUGUCCAAACUGUUAAGGCACAAAAGGAAGCACGACGAUGACCGGAGGUUCACGUGCCCUGUGGAAGGCUGUGGGAAAUCUUUCACAAGGGCUGAGCAUCUGAAAGGCCACAGCAUAACCCACCUGGGAACAAAGCCCUUUGUGUGCCCCGUGGAAGGCUGCUGUGCCAGGUUCUCUGCUCGAAGUAGCCUCUACAUUCACUCCAAGAAACACUUGCAAGAUGUGGACACUUGGAAAAGCCGUUGCCCAGUCUCCACUUGCAAUAAACUCUUCACCUCCAAGCACAGCAUGAAGACCCACAUGGCCAAAAGGCACAACCUCGGCCAGGAUCUCUUAGCUCAGUUAGAAGCGGCAAAUUCUCUUACGCCCAGCAGUGAACUUGCCAGCCAGGGACAGAGUGAUCUCAGUGAUGCAGAGCUAGUGUCUCUCUUCUCUGACGUGCCUGGCAGUAGUUCUGCUGCAGUGCUAGACACGGCAUUGGUAAACUCUGGAAUCUUGACUAUUGAUGUGGCUUCGGUGAGCUCAACUCUGGCAGGGAACCUUCCUGCUGCUAAUAAUAGUUCCUUAGGGCAGGCUCUGGACCCUCGGGGCUUGAUGGCCACCGGUGACCUUCCUCAAAGUCUGGAUACCUCUCUCUUUUUUGGAACGACAGCCGCCGGUUUUCAGCAGAGCCCCUUAGGUAUGGAUGAUGUCUCAAGUCUAAGCGCGGGGCCAUUGGGAUCUCUGGGAUCUUUGGCUAUGAAAAACUCAAGUCAAGAGCCCCAAGCUUUGACCCCCAGCAGUAAGCUAACAGUAGACACAGAUGCUCUGACUCCUUCAAGCACCCUUUGUGAAAACAGUGUCUCAGAUCUACUGACACCAACCAAAGCAGAAUGGAACAUACAUCCUGACUCUGACUUCUUUGGACAGGAGGAAGAAACCCAGUUUGGAUUCUCCAAUCCAGCAGGAGCCCAUGGUUCUCAGAAAGAAACAGAUCUUACCACAGUGACUGGCAGCUCAUUUUUGGUAUGAACUACAUUCAUUCCUCGUCAUAUGGCUUACUUUUACUAAUUACACUCAAUUUUAAGGGUAUUCUGGACUAAAUGUUUAAAUGCAGUCGUUUCUUGUAGGUUUGGAAAAAAACAGAGCCCUGGGCUACAAGUUUGGAGAUUUAAAUUCUGAUUCUGAGUCUAGAACUGACAAGUUGUGUGACCCCGAGCAAGUCACUUCACCUAUCUGAGCCUUAAUUUCCUUAUUUAUAAAAUGAGGUGGUUUGAGUAGAUUGUUUCUAAGGUAUUUUCAGCUCUGUAGUUUCAUGAUUUUGUGCUUUCUUGAAAAUUUUAGUGUGUUUCACAAUGGUUAACUAUUGCAUGUGCUUUUAAUGUAAUGAACAGUGCAUUGAGAGUUAAUGAUCAGAGAACAUGGAACUGGUGUUUAACUUUAAAAAUUUAAUGGAAACUUAAUGCCAAAAUAUUUCUAAAAUCUAGUGGUAGAAUUUAGAAGAAAGCUAAAAAUAUGGGUUGGUUCUUUUUACCUGUUUAUCUUUUAGCAUCUUUUUUUUUUUUUUUUGAUGAAAGGCUUUAUUGUUGUAGAAAGUACCAGGGCUUUGAUAUGACUCAAACCCAGAAAUACUGACUUUGUGGUGUUGAAUAAGUGGCCUUAAAUAAGUCAUUUAGUCUCACUAAGCCUCAGUCUCUUAGUUCUAAAAUGGUCAUUGCAAUGUACACAUACCAGGUGCAUCUUAGACUUCUUUUUCUAUCCCAGUAGUUAGUUUUGGAGGGAAAAUGUUGCGUGUUUUGGCAUAUUUCGGUGAAUCUUUAUCCCCAUUCCUGCCCCUCUCAUUCUCUUCUCAAAAAGGAGAAAUCAGCGUAAUUUAAUAUCACACUUGUGCAGGCAAUAAAGUUUUACGAGGGUUAAGAAGCAGGGAAGGGAAUGUCUUUCUUCCACAGAUUAAAGAUUCUUCUCCACACAAUUCUUGUGUGUAGAAAAUUGCCUGCAUGUCCAUUAGACCAAAUUAUAGUGUCUUUGCUCUGCAUUAAAAGCCAGCCCAUAGAGUGACUAUAGAGCCUGUGUUUCCAAGAAAAUCUGGGAAUGGACCAAAGUGAGAGUUUUCUCUCCUCUAUGCCCUGGAGGGCUCAUUGCUUGCCUUCCCCUAGAGUUGAAAUGGGAGGUUUCAUUUGCAUUUUGAGUAAAUAUUGUCUGUCUUACAUGAAUAUAGCAUUUUACAGUUUAUGUAGCACUUUUACAACUGUUGUGUUUGAUCUUCACAAUUUUGUGAGAUGUGGUGAAGUUUUAACUAUAACUCAUAUUAAAAUUUACCUAACUCACAUUACAACUGAAUUUUGCUUAGUAACUAUUAAUUUUAUAUAUAUGUGUCUGUGUAUAUAUAUAUGUGUGUGUGUGUGUGUGUGUGUGUAUACAUAUAUAUAUCAACUCCUAUUCUACUCUUCUGAGUUUCAUGAUCACUUUUGUUUAUAACCACUUGUUCUGUUCCACCUUAACUGAUGUCUGUUACCUUCUGCCAGCUCUGCUCUCACUCCAACUUCUUCUGUAGCAUGUGCACACCAGUCCUUGCCGUGAUCUCUUCUUUUAAAAUUUUAAUUAGGUCUUUUUUCAUGGUCACAAUCUCUCAGCCAUUGUCGUCAUGGCCAUUUUUCAGUACAAUAUUUACUGCAAGUCUAAGUGUGCACUAAGAAAUUAUUUUCUGGAUUUAGAUGUGAGUGUGUUUAUAUAUGAAUCAAAUUAUAAUGGGGAUGUUUUAUGUAAGGUUUUAGUGAGACAUGUGCUUCUUUUACUUUUCUAAAAUUUUUCGUCAUGUACUUCUGCUAGCAAACACUAUUCAUUGCCCUGAAACAUUCUAAGCCAGUACUGUUUGCAUGUAGAUGUUUGUGGAUAACAAUUAUCAUAGCACUUUGGCAGGGCACUUUAUAAUUUACCACUUUGAAAUGCAUCUGUACUGUCAUUUUAAUUUUUAAAUUCGUUGUAUUCAUUCAGUGAAAAAGCAAAAAGUAUACAGAAAUUUGUAAUUCAAAGAAAUGGCCAGAGUUUGAUUGUUUCUGACCAUUUAACAGUUCUCCCUCAGCACUUUGGAAAGAUUUUAAGCCUAUUUUAGAAAUGUGUUGUCAUUUGUUAAGUCCUCUUAAAUAGAUUAUCCUUCUUUUCCUGCAGAUAGAAAUGCAGAUGCCUGAGGUGAACAUGUGGGUCAUAGGCAUCUGUUAAGAUAUAUAACCAUAAAAAUAUUUUAAAAUCCUGUCACUUUGUUUCUUUAAUCCCUCUGUCCUCUUUCCUCCCAUUAAAACCUAUCAUAAAAUACACUUUUGUUAUGUUCUGUGGAAUUGUCAGAGGACAAAUUUUACUUUUCUUGAAGAUAAAAAUCUUGUAAUUGUUUAUGGGUUCACAUGGUUUUCUUUCAGUCAAUUUGUUCAAAAGAUUUCUCUUUCAAUGCCAUUUUCCAGCAUGAUGGUGAAAAUGGCAUGAAAUUACAGUGAGAAGUGUGACUACAAAAUAGUGGUUACAUUUCUGCUGGUGUUGGCAUAAAUUCGCCAUUUUUUAAAAAAUAACGGGACAUGACUGAAUGUUAUCUCAUUUGCCUUUUGUGCCUCUUAAGUACUUGGUUUAUUAAAUUUUGCCAAUUGAAAACGCAGUAAUAAAAUGCUUUUCAAGAA